UAUCUGCAGCACUGACCAUGCUCCAGACUCAAGUCUCCAGUCAAACCUGAGUGUAACAAACCGCCUGAGAAUCCAUUCCGAGCCCGAGCCCGACACACUGCGCUGCUCUUUCCCCUCGAAACGUCCAGGAUGACUGUGAUGUGCUUGCGUUCCAAACGCAUGGUGGAGUCGUUGCCAUUCAUAGAGCGGUGCCGCUAUUUCUACCCCAUUGCAUUCGUCAACUCUUCUGGCACCGUGGCGUGAUACCUUGCCGAAUCAACGAUUGAUCCGCUCGACGCCAAGCCGCGAGCCGGUCGUCUUGUGCACAUGGGUGAGGUACCGGGUGGCCAGACCCGUCGCUAGUAGAUCUACCAGUGCUGCAACCAACCUCAGGUUGCCCUACAGCUGUGCCGGAAUAGUUCAGCUUAUUUAGACUCCCGUGUUUCAGUUAGGAGGGGCGCCUCGGACGGGCUCCAGGGCACAGUCAGUCGGGGUAGCACAGGCGAAGAUGCCGGACGACCGUAGCAAAUCCGACGGCGUGAGCGUCAAUGUUGCUGUGUUGGGCCUGCCCAGUCAUUCACUUCUCAAAGAGCAGUACGACGCGGCACGUCGCUCUUCCGGCAGAAAACACGCCGGUGCGGAGUUGACCAGCACUCCACGCCCCAUCGCCUCGGACAUUCGAGAGCGCUGCAAGCGUCUGGGCGUGGGCAAAUCGUCACUGUGCUCACGAUUCAUUCUGGAAAAACUGGAUGACUACCAUCAACUCAGAGACCAGUUGACGUCGGUCGUCACAAGAUCGCAAUUUGAGACGCCGACAAUCAACGGUGACCAUUUCCUGUACUUCGGUUCUACGAAACGACAGUUCUGCAUGGGGCGGCCAGGUAGCAACCACCGGGCCAGCCAUACCGCACACUUUCAGAUCGUCGAGCAGACUACGUUCAUCGACCCUACUACGGCCACAGGCACGAAUCCUCCGCUGCCAUUUCCCGGAUGCUCGCGCUACGUGGAUUCGGCACUGAACCAAGUGAUCUCGACCAAUGGCUCUGCAACGAAGACGAGCUGUGUUGGAAGGCCGCAGAGCUCGAUAGACAGCAUGAACAAAGCGUUCUCACUUCCAUCUAGGCCAGGUGCAUCUUCUCAUUAUUACAUGCAACCAGUUCUGUCGUCACCUCUUCAACAGUCACCAGUGGCUGGCUCAGCAACGCUGCAUUGUAGCCCACUGCGAUCUCCAAAAUCACCGCAGACUUUGAUGCCGCAGCCAACUCCACCAUCACAGCAGGCUCUGAAGCCAUACACACACCCAAAGCCAGUGAAGACACUGCCAGCGAAGCCUGCGCUUUCCCCCAAACCUGCAGUACUUCCGAAACCUGCGCUGUCGAAACCAACUCCGCCUGCACUACCGCCGAAGCCAACUCAGCCUGCGCUACCCGCGAAGCCUGCGCUACCCGCGAAGCCUGCGCUACCAGCGAAGCCUGCGCUACCAGCGAAGCCACACCAGCCUCCCGAACCUCCUCGGUGCCCACGUCCCCAAUUGCAGUCACAGGCAAACGGAUCGCCUAAAUUGCCUGAAAAGCCAGGUGCCUAUCCGCGCGGUCAGGAAGUGCUCCCCCAGGACUUCCAUGUAGAUGGUUUCGUCCUGGUACUAGAUAUGUCUAGGUCAGAGAAGGAAAUGGAAUUGCAGCAAGAUCUAUUGGCAGCAACAGUCAAGCAACUCGCCAAACAAAGCAAGCCCAAACCAGUGGUGAUAGCUGUGACGAAAUCGGAAACCCUGAGCCCUCAGCGACAGAGAGAAGUCAAGACCUACUGGAAGGCUAUCUCGCCCGGAAAGCGUCGGAUACCGCUCUUCUUCUGCUCAGCGGAGCAGGGCAUUGUGGACGAUCCGUUUCUCUACCUGUCUACACUGGUCAUCAGGAGGUCACUAGGCUGGAAGGCGAACAGUAUGCCUCAGCCGCAGCUAAUCCUGUACACGCAUCACGAACGCCUGCUGGUCGCCAGACUGCAACGGGCCGUGAUAGCACUGCAGUCGCUCGUCAUGCACUUCAGCGGCGUGCGCAACUGGAGCCAAGUGUCACUGGAUCGGCUGCAGAAAGAGCAUGGCAGCCAGGCACUGGAGACUGCCCUGGCAAUGCUGGGUGAGAGCAACUGCCGCUCCAUCCUGCAGAACAGCGCUGACAAGAUCCACGGCGUAGCAUCCGAUGCCGGAACACGAGCAAGGAAUGCUGCCACUUUGAAGAGGCAACAUGCUAUUCGUGUCAACCACCCAUGCCCCAAAUCACCCAUGUCCAAAUCAGCUACGAUCUCUUCAAAUGGAAAAUCAGACUCCUUUGACCAAACCAGCUCGGAGGAUAAGCAGCCUUCCUCUCCCACCAAAUUGCAGUACACUGACAGAAGGAGGAAACGAUCUGCGUCAAUGCCCAGCGUAGUCGUCGAAGCACACGUAAAACGCUGGCUAGCCAGUCCCAGCCUCCACCAUGUGAAUCAGCCACAUAUCAGCAGUGAACAGCAGACGCAUGAGCCUGCUGAUGGGCUCGAUGCCAACGCAGAUAACGACCAAUACCUUCUAGGCACUGAUGAUGAAGAAGACUAUGUCGAGAGUCGGGCAUCUGCUAAACGUUGCCAUCAGGAUAGGAUGGAAAUGCCACGUGAUUGCAGUGGCAGUGGUGCAUCCAACGGCCGUGCCAAUGCCAAGCCGCAAGACCUCAACCGCAACAAUGCCAUGUCAACUGGGCAUGAUAACACAAAUAGCACACACCAAGAGCCGCCAGUAACCAGCACGCCUGUUCUGACCUUGAUCCAAACACACAAUGGGAACUGUAGCCACGGCCCGCACACUUCUAUGUCAUCAAAACACCCUGAGCAGCAUGGCGUGUUGAACAAGAACGGGUGUGCAGAGAUGCCACAGUCAAACACAGAGCACAGUGAUGGUGAUACAACUGACUACUCCACUGUUUCAGACGACAGCAGUGACAGCGAACCUCCGGCACGUUUCGCCCUUCAGAGGAAGCGGAUAUCCUCAUCAGGGCACGGGGGUAGUGAAACUGAGUCACCGUACGUCAUGACCAUGGUGAGACGGAUGAUCAAGAGCAUAUAUCAGUCGGACGGCGAGGAAGACAAAGAAGAGGAUGGCAACAGCAGUGACUACGACGAUGACAUCAAGAGCUGGACGUUGCCGGCACGUCGUAAGGCGAGUGAAUCAGACUCGGCAGAAGAAAAUGUGUUUAAUGACUCUGGCAGUGCGACAGAUAGAGAUGACCCGGACUACAUCGAAUCUUGGGAAAUCGGUGCACCGGCUGCAUCCACUCCACCAUUGCUACCAAGGAGGAGAACAUCUACAGGAACUUCCGUACGACUUCCCACUGUUCCCACUCAUCGGUCUAUCCACAACAAAGGCCGUGGUAAGAAGCAAUCAUCCGGGGAAAGGUUAAGGAGCAAGAGGUCAGCACGGCCGCAGUACUUACCGAGAGUGCCAGGCAAGCAGCUUGGAGGCAAUCUACCACGGCGUCUGCACAUCUCCCCCGUUUCUCCUAGAACACGCAAGCGCCAGGGUUACAUCACGCUGGAACAGCCAGACGGCCAUGCCGAUAGCCCACUGAGCGUAGUGGACAUUAGCAGCAGCAAGGACUAUCCGGACACUAGCACUGACAGCAACCAGCGUCCCCUGCAUCAAACUACUGACGCUUUUGAGGAGCGUUCAGUUGCCUCAGUGGACAGCGGCAUCACAUCACUGCCUGGCGAGAGAGAUUACGAAGACAGCGAUAGGACAUCAACACACACCAUGUCAUCACAGUCAUCCGUGUCCAGUGCAGAGCGCAGUGGCAGUCAAAGAAUAUCCAAAAAGCCCAGCUUGGAAACCCGACAAGAGGAGAAGGAACAGGAAGAUGCGGACGAACACGAUUACAUUUUUCUAUGCUGCUCAGAACCCCAGGAAGUACCUACUACAACGAGCCGGAAGGAGACGGAGAAUGGCCACCAGUCCCUGAACAUGGACAAAACGCGUUCUUCAUCGAGUGCAUGCGAAAGAAUGGAGAUAGAGAAUAACCGUGAGCACUUGGUUCCAAAACCCAGUGAAUCCAUACCCCUGGAUCUAGCCACUGACCAUCAAACAACUGCAACUAUCCAGGCGAGAAAUGAGUCCGUGGAUUCCAAUAUUGAACCUAACCACAUGGCAUUACCCGACGGCAGACCUAAAGAAGAUCUCAGCACUCCUAACAACAACAAGAAGACAUCCAAGGCAAAAAAAUCACCAAAAUUACCCGACAAACUUGAAUGGCGCGACUCGAAUAUCGUCCUGGUGGACAUGCAGAGUGACACCGAACAAACAGAGCCCCAGAAAAUGCCUGAAGAGUUCAAAUCAAGGAGCGCCUCCGAAGAUUUGGUGACAAUACCACGCGCUGUGCCACAAAUCAUCACAAUAAAGCCCAGGAGCGCAUCGCUUGCCCCAAGCUACUAUCAGAGAGACCUGGACCGGAGCUUAUCACCACCGAGCGGGGAACAGGUAAGCCUGGAUAGGAUCACCUCAGCGGAGCCCGAGAGGAUCAAGAUCAGGCGACCUGAAGCAUUGUCAGCCGGUGUAGUAAGUAGAUACGACUCUGAGACCCUGACACCUCCUCCAACCGCACGCCAGAGGUUAUCCACCCUGGCUCGGAAUCUGUUCAGUAGUGGCAGUGGCAGUGAAGGCGGCGGCAGCAGUGCUGUCUCGCCCAACAGAAGAAGAAAGCAGAAGUUGGCAUCGGCCUCUGCAAGCUCCGAUGGUUCACCGACUCUUUCACCCACAUACAUCAACCAUCUCCCCGUCAAUGGCAGCAGCCUCGCCCCAGGUGGUCGUAUGGACACAAGGAGCAUGACCUUAGGUAGAAUUCCCAAGCGGAACAAAUUGACACCGACAGCACCUACCUCACCACUCGACGUUCCAACAGCAAAAGGCAUGAGACACGAACUGGGCGGCAGCAACAGCAGAAGCGCCAGCGAUAUCUCACUGGACGUCAAUGAUAUAUCUUUGACGCCAACAGUGUCUGCUCCAUAUCCACCUUCCUUUUCACCUGGACAGGUCCGGUGUCUCCUAUUCGGCCAUAGAAGCAGCGAUUCUAGCAGUCCUGCAUCUUCACCCAGCAAGCCGCACACAACACCACCAUCACCGAUGGCAGCCCGUCCCACCUCACAAGAAUUUUCGUCAGUCUACAGCAUGGGUCCACGACCUGUUACUGGUGCACAGCUAUCAUCACAGCCCGUGCAAAUACACACAAUGACAGCAUCUUCACCUAGCAAGCCGCACACAACACCACCAUCACCGAUGGCAGCCCGUCCCACCUCACAAGAGCUUUCGUCAGCGUACAGCACGGGCCCACUACCGGUUACGGGUGUACAGCUUUCAUCACAGCCCGUGCAAAUACACACAAUGACAAGAAGCAGCGGAAGAGACUCAGCUGAUAGAUCUCCAUCGCCGAGUCCUGCUGUCGGACGCAACCGCAGGGCAUGUGGUUCCCUGCCCGCCAUCUCCCCACUACCGACGACAGGAUUGCAUCCUCUGAGUGCAGUGGUACGGCGCUCACUCAGUGACAGCCCUGUUCUCAUCAAACACUCAUCAAGCUUGGACCCAGAAACAGAUGCAUUAUCACGUCCACUGGCAAAUGAACUUGCCGACGAGUUCGACGACUUCUUGACACAGACAUCAACCUUUGCGCCAUGUCAAGCUCACGGGUAACAGGGUCUUCAUCAAUGCGCUCGAAAGCGCUGAUGAACGAAGAAUUGGUAGGGUAUGGUGGGCCCUCUAUCCUCUGCAUGGUCCUCAGAGAAAAGGCAGAUCUAUUUUUGAAGUAAAAUGCAGCAGCUAUUGAUGCUCCUGCGAUGGAAACAUUUGGGUUGCCUGCACAACAAAUGUAUGUAUGGCACUUCAAGUGCUUUCAUUCUAUCACAGCUUGCUUCUCUCAACCAAUGCAAUGCCACUUUUCUUUUCUUUUUGUAACUGUCUCAUUGUUCUAUUGGUUGAUUUAGACUGAGAUCUGAAUUCGCCUAAACUGAUGCAUGCACCCACUGUUGAACUUGAUGCAAUGCAGCUUUCACACUUGAGAAGUUUUAUUAGGUACAUGUACAGGCACAUUAAAACAUCGCAGCUAUAUCCCCCCCCCCCCCCCCCCCACACACACACAUGCACACAGAUACAAUAAUUACAAGACAUUAUUUGAACUGAGAUGUUGCGACUUCAGUGAUUAUUACAGAAUGUGGCUGCUCCUAGUGCUGGAGCUCGCGUUUCCUGCAGCAAAGUGCCAGCCAGUCGGCAGGAAGAGUGAGCGCCUGAUAUUAUUUUGAGAUCAUUAAAUCAUCCACGGUAUUAUAUUAAUAUGGAAUGUACCCUUUAUCCCUCCAAUGUGUAUGCAAAUUUUCAAAAUUGGUGAGCAAUGAAUGGUGUUGGCCGAGAUGGCCUCCGUGCGGAA
Molecule: messenger RNA, 6410 nt
Organism: Sycon ciliatum
Lineage: Eukaryota; Metazoa; Porifera; Calcarea; Leucosolenida; Sycettidae
Exons: 5
Coding region: 488-5680 (1730 amino acids)
Biological process (GO): regulation of cell size; Rho protein signal transduction
Cellular component (GO): cytosol
Molecular function (GO): GTPase activator activity
Source: RefSeq, a predicted model, not a curated record